CCCCCUCUUUUUGUGAGUGCGCAUGCGUGGCGCUGCAGCCGGGGAGAUGGCGGAUGGCGGGAUUUCUCUGAAGGGGCUUCGGGCCCAGCGCGUGGCUGCAGCACAAGCCGAAGCAGAGGAAAGAAGAAGCCAAAGUGUAAAUAGUCCUGUUUCCUCUGACCCAGCACCAGUCGUUGCAAAGGCACCAAACAAACCAGUGAUAGACGGCUCCACUCUAAAGACAGUUGAAAGACAGAGACUAGCCAAGGAACGGCGAGAAGAAAGGGAGAAAGAGAUUGCUGCAAGAGAACUUUACAUGCUAGAAAAAGAAAAGAAAAUACGACUCCAGUAUGAGAAACAAAUGGAAGAACGCCAGAGGAAACUGCAAGAACAACGGCAGAAGGAGCAGCAGAAGAGAGUUGCAGUGGAAGAGAAACGGAGACAAAAACAGGAAGAAGAAAAGGAGCACUACGAAGCUGUGAUGCGACGCACCUUAGAACGGAGCCAGCGCUUGGAGCAAAGGCAAAAAAGAUGGUCAUGGGGUGGAGCUAUAACAACUGAAAAGGACAGCUCUAAUGGUGUUCCUGAACAUUCCUUAACUCCACCUUUAAAUUUGUCUGACUGCCCCCCUCCUUCCUCAGACUCCCAGGCUUCCACUGAAGAUGGUUCUGCUGUAGACAAACGUUCCACAUCCACCACCAACCUCAUGAAACAGGGACAGCCGGACGUAAGCAAGCGUCUGUCUUCAUCUUCAACAGCACUUCUAAACUCUCCUGACAAAAGUGCGUCUUUGAAGAAAAGAAGUGCUUCAUUAAACAGAUUGGGUAGUAAAACCUCUCAGCCAGAACAGAGUGUGACCCAGGUGGAACAAGCAGGCACAGCAGAUAAGAGGAGAAGCUCAUCGUUGAGUAGAUUGGCUAGCAACCCUCGCCCUUCAUCUCAAACAGACAAGAAAGAAGAUCUGCAAGCUCGGCGUUCCCAGAACAGUCCCCUGGAGAGUAACAUAAUCAGCCGUCUGCUAACCCCCACACAGUCCUCUUUAGCUAGGAGCAAGAGUGCUGCUGCUAUAUCAGAAGCUGGGCAAAGUUCUGCAGAGUCUCAUCUCUGUCCUCGUUCAGCUUCAGCUAGACCCAUCAACUCCCCCGUCAACCCCCCAAACAAGCCUCUGCGUAGCCGCAGCACUGACCGACAGAACACAGUGCCUGAAGCCUCUGCCAAAGACACUACAUCAGUCGAAGCCUCUCAGAAACCAGUCAAGGCAAAAUGUCCUUCAUCUCCUGCUUCAUCAAGCCGUAGACGCUCCCCCUCACCGAUUUUAGCAAAGAGGCCCCCAUCACCGUCGGGCUCAGGGGCUCAGAGGCCCCCAUCACCCUCGAACUCAGGGGCUCGGAGGCCCCCAUCACCCUCGAACUCAGGGGCUCGGAGGCCCCCAUCACCUUCAAACUCAGGGGCUCGGAGGCCCCCAUCACCCUCAAACUCGGGGGCUCGGAGGCCCCCAUCACCCUCGAAUUCACUGACCAAGAGAUCAACAUCACCUUCAACAAUCAACAGAUUCAAGCAGCAUCCUGCAUCUCCUCCAUCUGCCCAAAAGCCUCUACCUGUCCACCGACUGCCGGUUGCUUCCUGUGGUGUGGCUGUGACCAAAAAGAAAAUUGAGAAGGAAGGAAAACCAAAGUCCAAACCGGAGGUUGGGGGUCCGGAGUACGAAAUUAGGCACAUGUCGGAAAAAGAGUCCUCAGCGAAGUUAUCAAACAAAACCAAAGAAACUGAUCAGAAACCAGGGACCACAUCUGCUGAGGAAGCAGCUAGAAUCUUAGCUGAGAACCGGCGUCUGGCUCGUGAACAGAAGGAGCGUGAGGAGCAGGAGAGACUUCAGUUACAAGAAGCUGAGAGGUGCAGGAAAGAAGAGCUAAAGAAGAGAGAAGCUGAAGAGAGGGCCCGCAGGGAAACAGAAGCCCUUCUGCAAGAAGAGGAGAGAAAACUGACAGAAGAGGAAAAUCAAAGAAAAGCUGAAGAGGAAAGGAUUUGUAGAGAGGAAGAGGAGAGAGAGCGUCUAUUGGAUCUGCAGCUCCAGAGAGAAGAAGCAGAAGCAAAAGCUUUGGAAGAAGCUAAUCGGCAGAGGCUGGAGCGAGAACGGAUCACCCAACAGAAUGAGGAGGAACGACGCGCAAGGAAGCAGAGAAUUGCAGAGGUCAUGAAGAGAGUGAGGGGGUCUGGCCAAGAUGAAUUAAAGAAGGAUGGAAGAUCAGAUGAUACUACUGCUGAGGAAAGCAGUGAGGAUGAACACAGGAACGAAGAUGCAGAUGAAAUAGAUAGCACCAAUGGAAUUGAUGAGCUUCAAGUUAUUGUACAAGAAUGUGCUGAGUUGUCAGAUGAAGCUGUCUGUGAUGAGAUAACUGAGCUGAAUGGUGUUCAUGCAGUGAAUACCACCAGUGACCAUUUGAACAAAGACCAGACCCAGGAUAUGAGCCCUGUACCAAAGGAAGACUGUGUUGUACCUGAACUAUUGCAUGUAAAUGAAGUGGAUCAAAGUGUUGGGCAUCAGAAUGGAAAAGCGAGUAGUACAUGGAUCCUCAAGGAUUAUAUGGACCUUGAUGUUUGUUCAAAGACAACCAAAUUAGCAGUCACUCCCUGCAGUGCUGAUGACUGUAACCAAAACUUGAUUGAUAUUGCUGGCAUUUCUGAGAGCUGUAUCAAUGCACUUGAAGAGAAUGGAGGAAGAGUGACAUCCUUGACCAAACCUAUUGAGGAAACAUCAGGACUUUAAACAGCUUGAUUCUGAACAUCACUUGUGAUCGCACUUGCAUGUUCAGUAUUUUUACUACAUGCUGAAGGCCUUGUUACAUGAAGCUGCUUCUCUGGAGUUUCCUCCUCUUUCCCAGAAGAAUUAACAAGAUCGUAACAAAGGUGGCAUAUCAAAUGUCACAUAGAGAUGCUCUUUUGCACCGUUCAAAGUUUCAGGGACCUAUUCCUUGACUACAUUGUUUGUUUGUUUCCUCAGUGGCUGAUAGUUCUUUUGAUUUUUAUGAUCUGCUUUUGGCAGUGAGUGUAAUCAGGUGACAUCUUAUUCCUUUCCUUACUCUGUGUUUUGUCUAACCAGAUAUUCAGGCCAGCUUUGUUUUCAUACUAGUGGUAUUUGCCAUUCUGGUCUCAUACCACAUCCUGAAUGAAUGUUCCAUCUCCCCAACUGCAGGGCAAAGGGUGUCUAUAUCUCGGUGUUUGCAGUGGAAUUAUCCCACUUCUAUUUGUUAAAACUUUUUUUAAGAAAGUGUUAAAAUAAACCUGUUGACAGAAGUGAUGAAACUAAAGAGGAAAUUCUCAAUUCUGAUAGAGAGCUGAGACACGUUUUGUUACAAUUGCAAAAUUAAAUUUGUUUGUGACACAGGUUUGAUUUUGUGAUCUUUUAAAGUGCUCUGCUCACUUUUAGUGGCUGAAGUCUUUCUCCUUUGGGAGAGUGUUCUACCUAAAGAAAGCUCUCAGCCCAUUUCCACCUCUCACCCCGUGACCAUCCUUCUGUCUGCCUCUUUUUUUUUUGUUUUCCCCCCACGCCCCUUUCCCCUCUGCUUCUGCCUUGCCCGCUCUUCACCCCACCCCCUCUCCAGCCAUAUUUUGCAAUAUCUGGAUUUUUUAGGUUUAAGUCCAUGAGCAUUGCAUUAGGACAAAGAGUUAAAGGUAUAGGAGAGGCUAGUUUUUAAGAAGUAAUGCUAGGUGGGUGAGCGAUGCUUUGGCUUUCUAAUACAAAAAUAUUAGUUGGUGUUUCUUUACAAAGUUUGUGUCUUUCUUGUACUGCAAUAGGAAACCAAAUUGUGAGCUAAUGUUAUUUAAACAUACUCCUGUUCUAUGUCAAACCUUCUAGAAUACUGUAUUUUCAAAUAAGCCUGCACUACUAACGUACGUUAAAAAUGAAAUGGCUUCAGUUGAUAAACUCAAGUAUUUGUAGGUAGCAAAUUAAUAUUUACAUGUAUUUGACUCGUUUUAAGAUAAGUUUCCUUUGUUUAAUCUAUUUAAGUUUCUCCAAAUAAAUCUAAGUAUUAUUGUACAUACAGGCAGUAUUGGGCCACCAAAACCAUUUCUUAAUGAACACCUUUUUUAAAUGUUCUUCAUGUAUUAGGGGUUGUAUCGUUGAGAAUUAUGCCAACACCAUCCAGCAAGUUUAAACCACUUGUUCACUGUGGUCCUUAACUUGCUAAUUCAUAUCGUAGCCACGCUCUCUACGUGUACAAACCUGAAGUGAAACUGUACGUUUUCUUAGCUUAUGGAAUUAAAUAGCUGCUACCUUGCAUAGGAAGCUACAUUCUUUUUACUGCACUUGCCCCAUCUGUUACAUUUAUUAGGUAUUGCCUCUUUAUCUAAUUUAUGUUACUGUUCCCUCUUAACCUCAUCCACGGGGCCAGCAAUGAAUACCUGCUCAGCCAUGUCCACUCCUCGUAAAGGGAUGCUGUUUCAUCAAUGGCUGCUCUUUCUUUGUUUAAACUACUCAUUACAAUUGCAUUAGUUUGUUUCCUAGCUGAACAUUGUCAAUCUUUCCCUUGGUGCAGGUUUUAGAUAUCAGAAUCUUCUAGUCUGUAUCAAAUGCUGAAAACUGUUGAGCUCACUACAUGCAGCAUUCAGUUAAACUAGAGCAGUGCCUUAGAUUAACCAUUGAGUGUAUUUUUGUAAGAUAGUUAACUCAAAACCUUUGCAAGAAAAUGACAAUCGCUAACUGAAGUCCUCUCUGGCUGUGCACAUUACUCUUGUUCAAUGCCCUGUUGGCAGCUGCAUGUAAAUAGCAAAAUCUGUGUAUCACUUCAGUCAAUUUUACAAAAUAAAAAAUGGAAAUGGUUUACCAUUUAA
Molecule: messenger RNA, 4812 nt
Organism: Stegostoma tigrinum
Lineage: Eukaryota; Metazoa; Chordata; Chondrichthyes; Orectolobiformes; Stegostomatidae
Gene: map7d3
Product: MAP7 domain containing 3
Exons: 21
Coding region: 23-2746 (907 amino acids)
Biological process (GO): microtubule cytoskeleton organization
Cellular component (GO): microtubule cytoskeleton
Source: RefSeq, a predicted model, not a curated record